This is a messenger RNA of Myotis brandtii (Brandt's bat), 2204 nucleotides long. RefSeq names its product purinergic receptor P2X, ligand gated ion channel, 5 (gene P2RX5). Gene Ontology annotation, molecular function: extracellularly ATP-gated monoatomic cation channel activity; ATP binding; purinergic nucleotide receptor activity. Gene Ontology annotation, cellular component: nuclear inner membrane; plasma membrane. Gene Ontology annotation, biological process: monoatomic cation transmembrane transport; response to ATP. The transcript has 12 exons. Lineage: Eukaryota; Metazoa; Chordata; Mammalia; Chiroptera; Vespertilionidae. The record is from RefSeq and is a predicted model, not a curated record. Bases 40 to 1242 code for a protein of 400 amino acids.
CGUGGCGGCGCGGUUCCCAGGCCCAGGUGAGCCGGCACCAUGGGGCAGGCGAGCUGCAAGGGGCUCUACCAGUCGCUGUUCGACUACAAGACCGAGAAAUAUGUCAUCGCCAAGAACAAGAAGGUGGGCCUGCUCUACCGGCUGCUGCAGGUCUCCAUCCUGACCUACCUGGUGGUUUGGGUGUUCCUAGUGAAGAAGAGUUACCAAGACACCGACACCUCCCUGCAGAGCAGCAUCAUCACCAAAGUCAAGGGCGUGAUCUUCACCAACACCUCGGAGCUGGGGGAGCGGCUCUGGGAUGUUGCUGACUACGUCAUCCCACCCCAGGGGGAGAAUGUCUUCUUCGUCAUCACCAACCUGGUUGUGACCCCCAACCAGCGCCAGGAAACCUGUGCUGAGAAUGAAAGCAUUCCUGACGCCGUGUGCUCCGAGGACAGUGACUGUCCUCCUGGGGAGCCUGUCGUGACUGGAAAUGGAGUGAGGACUGGCCGCUGCCUGCGGGCAGAGAACAUGCAAAGGGGCACCUGCGAGAUCUUCGCCUGGUGCCCAGUGGAAACAAGGUCCAGGCCAGAGAAGCCUCUCCUGGGCAAGGCUGAAGACUUCACCAUUUACAUAAAGAACUUCAUUCGUUUCCCUAAAUUCAACUUCUCCAAGACCAAUGUGCUGGACACCAAAGACAGAGCUUACCUGAGGUCCUGUCGGUUUGGCCCCAAGGACCCCUACUGCCCCAUCUUCCGACUGGGGUCUGUGGUCAGCUGGACAGGGAGCAACUUCCAGGAGAUAGCCCUGCAGGGCGGUGUGAUAGGGAUCCAGAUCGAGUGGGACUGUGAUCUCGACAAAGCUCCUUCUGAAUGCAACCCUCGCUAUUACUUUAGCCGCCUGGACCGCAGGUUUCCCGGAAACUCUAUCUCCUCCGGGUAUAACUUCAGGUUUGCCAAAUAUUACCGCGAUGAAGCCGGGGUGGAGUUCCGCACCCUGAUCAAAGCCUACGGGAUCCGCUUUGAUGUCCUGGUGAAUGGCAGGGCAGGGAAGUUCAACAUCAUCCCCACAAUCAUCAACGUGGGCUCAGGGGUGGCACUCAUGGGUGUUGGGUCUUUCUUCUGCGACCUGAUACUCAUCUACUUCAUCAAAAAGAGCCACUUUUACCGCAACAAGAAAUUCGAGGAAGUACGGUCUGGCCACCCGGGGAAUGGAAAGGUGACCGUGGAGCAGCUGCAGAACCUGCAGACAGUGGAGGCGUAGCCAGAGGCGGCUGAGAGCAGAUUUAGUGAAGACGUUGGGCAGAACCGGCUGCAGCUCUGAACGGGAAGAGCGAGGAGCCUCUGUGUCUGCAUGGAUGGGGGUUCCAGGAGCCGCCAUCCCUCCUGCACUUUGGGAUCUUGUUACAAGCUUUUUGUUGUGUGUGGGGGAGGGGAAACGCUGGAGAGGGCAGGGGCAGGCCAGGGUGUAAAUGAUACUAGGUGUUUUCAUGUUUUCUGAGAACCUAGUUGGACAUUCAUUCACUCAUUUAUUCAUACAUGCAGUAAACUUUUUUUGCUGUGGGCUGGGCCCUAUCCAAGAGAUGCUUAAAUGAGACCCUGACCUGGCCCUCAGGGAGCUGAGCAACUGUGUAAUUCCCUCUAGAGACAACAGACUCACAGCCAGGCUCAGCCAUUCUGGCCUUCCUCCAGCCUCUGACUUUCACAGAGGGGAGGCAGGGAGGCCUCACUCCAGUCUCACCUGCCCAGCCUGGGGAGGCUAUGGGCAUAGCAUCUCGCCCAGAUGGGAGACACUGUCUCUGGUUUGGCUCUUGCUGUUCUGUGGGGUUGGGUGUCCUUGCCCAGCUCCCCUUCCUCUCUCCUCAAAGGCUGGCUGGGUCUGAAGGGCUAAGGACAGGGUGCUCACUCAGCAGGUGGGAACAGUUGUUAGGGAGGCCCUCACCCCUCACCCUCCUUCCCCACCCCACCCUGCUGCUCCCUCCCUUACUGUCUGUAGAGCGUCUCUCCUCAAGGUGUGGUCCCUGGACCAGCAGCCUCGGCAUCACCUGGGAGCUUGUUAGCCCUUCCCUUCCUCCUAAAUCAGGGCCUGUGUUGCAGUGGGGCUCCCAGGGGAUUCGUGUGCUCCUUACACUCAGAAGCCCUGCAAGUGUGAGGAGCUCUGCAAAGCCUGGUUCCGAGGGAGUAAAGAGCCAGCUUCGGUGGGUGGUGCCAAUUUUUAGGCCAAAC